Necator americanus (New World hookworm) is the source of this 357-nucleotide messenger RNA. RefSeq lists its product as uncharacterized. The transcript has a single exon. Bases 1 to 357 code for a protein of 118 amino acids. The record is from RefSeq and is a predicted model, not a curated record. NCBI's taxonomy places the organism in Eukaryota, Metazoa, Nematoda, Chromadorea, Rhabditida, Ancylostomatidae.
AUGGACCUGGAGAAGUUCUACCGAGAAGAUCAUGCCUUCUACAUGGUCAUAAUUGGCGAUUUCAACGCCAAGGUUGGCCCAAGAAGAACGCCGGAGGAACUUCGCAUCGGGACCCACGGCCUACAAUGGAAUGACCAGGGGGAGAGGAUCUCCGAGUUCAUCAUGACGACUAAGACCAUCCAUGGGAACUCGCAAUUCCAGAAGCCCUCCUCUCUACACUGGGCAUGGGAGUCACCCGGUGGAGGGUACCGUAGUGAAAUAGUCCACAUAAUCGCCAGUAAAAGGUUCUGCGUGAAGGACGUCGCUGUUGUACCGCGCAAACGCUUACGCAACUGUCCGUCCUUCACGUCAUGUUAA